Molecule: messenger RNA, 1914 nt
Organism: Oreochromis aureus
Lineage: Eukaryota; Metazoa; Chordata; Actinopteri; Cichliformes; Cichlidae
Gene: itm2cb
Product: integral membrane protein 2Cb
Exons: 6
Coding region: 50-820 (256 amino acids)
Biological process (GO): negative regulation of amyloid precursor protein biosynthetic process
Cellular component (GO): Golgi apparatus; plasma membrane; extracellular exosome
Molecular function (GO): amyloid-beta binding
Source: RefSeq, a predicted model, not a curated record
GCACUGAAUCAGACAGGAGACAAAGCAAGCACACACUGAGCAAACAAACAUGGUGAAGAUCACUUUCCAGCCAGUGUCGGCGCAGAAGCCCGAAAAAGACAACGAUGAGGACAAGAUCAUUAUACCUCAGGCUCACGGGCAGCCGGUUCACCCAGUCAAGCCAAAGAAACCUUUUCCAACCGGCCUGUGCUGCCUUGCCUUGGGCCUGGCAGUUUUCCUGAUAGGACUGGUCUUGGCGUCUGUCUUUAUCUAUCGCCACUACUAUAUACCUCAGCAGAUCCCAGAAGACAGUUUGUUCCAUUGUCGGGUUAUCUUCGAGGACUCUGUGUAUGCUCCUCUGAGGGGGCGACAAGAACUCGAGGAAAAUGUCGGCAUCUACCUUGAAGACAACUACGAGCAGAUCAGCGUACCCGUGCCACGUUUUGGUGGCAGCGAUCCUGCCGAUAUCAUCCACGACUUUCAGAGGGGCCUUACAGCUUAUCACGACAUCACACUGGACAAAUGCUACAUCACCGAGCUGAACACAACCUUAGUGAUGCCGCCACGCAACCUGUGGGAGCUGCUCGUCAAUGUCAAGAGAGGGACGUACCUUCCUCAGACGUACAUCAUCCAGGAGGAGAUGAUGGUGACGGGGAGGGUGAGGAACAUGAGGCAGCUGGGCCCUUUCAUUCACAGGCUCUGUUACGGCAGAGAAACUUACCGCCUCAGACGCCGCAGCCAGCGCCAACGUAUUGAGAGGCGUGAGACCAAGAAUUGUCACAGCAUCCGCCACUUUGAGAACACUUUUGUGGUCGAGACUGUGAUCUGCGACCGGUUCUAAAUCUGAGGUGGAAAUCACAGCCAUCCAACACUGAAGCCAAUUUAAACCAUACCUCUUGAAUUCCUUAAGCGUUAAACUGCACUUUAAGAGCAAGCGUUUGUCUCGUAGUUUUAGUUUCAGUUCCAGUUGGAAUGUUUUUGUUUAUGCUUUUAUUUUUUUGAAACGUCCGUGUACUAUGUUAAUGUCUUUUUAAUUUAAACAGAUUCCUGGAUGAUGUUAUAGAUUUGUUUAGAUAUAUCUGUAGCUUGUCAUGUCGUGCAGAACGUGUCAACCUGUGUAUGUAAGUUUGUGACAUUUACAUCAAUGGACUUGAUUUCAUUUCAUUUUUAUACUUGUCCUCGUAUUUUUUAGUUACCUCUUUUUUUGUUGUUGUUUUGAAUGUCGGAAGAUGGCGAAACAUACCUCAUGUAGUUAAGAUAUUACUUUGCUGGUUGAUAUCAUAAUGAGUGGUGUAUAUAACUUUGAUUGUUCCUAAGCAAUAUAUACUGUACAUUGAUUUUCUUCUUAAUUUCAUAUUGUUACAUGCAUAGAUUUUUAUCUGAGAUCAACUUGUUUUGUGGAUGAUCAUUUCUUUCUUGUUUGCCUUUUAGUUUUGUUCUUCUCACACUUUCCUACUCCUUGGAUAUAAACGGCUUUAGACUGUAAUUAGUAGCAGUGCUGUAGAAGGACAGAAGGAACCAAAGUCUGCAGUCAGGGAUGCUACAAGCUUGGUUUUAAGGACAUAUGAAUUAUUUAUAAAGAACGCUUUAUAGUCUAGAUCACUUACUGUAGAUUAUAUCAAAGGCUAAAAACUCACGUUGUCUUGCUCUUCCUCCUCUUCACUCAGAUUUGCCUGUUGUCUUCAGCUCUUGCCAUUUCCCAGUCUUUCCUAUCUUGGCAUUAUAAUGUUCCCUGAUGUUUGUUUGUCCCAGCUUAAAAAAGGAAAAGAUUUUGGGCUGUCUUUCUGAUGUAUAAGUUGGAGUAAAUCUGAUUCUGUUGAGAGAGAGAGAUCUGUGAUCUGUUAUCAUAUUUCACUGUCUUGGGUACUGUAUUUCGCUGUACAGUCAAUUUUUCUUGUAAAAUCUUGCUGCUUUAAGAAUAAAUGAUCAAACUUU